Molecule: messenger RNA, 3296 nt
Organism: Trichoplusia ni (cabbage looper)
Lineage: Eukaryota; Metazoa; Arthropoda; Insecta; Lepidoptera; Noctuidae
Product: alpha-tocopherol transfer protein-like
Exons: 5
Coding region: 96-1001 (301 amino acids)
Cellular component (GO): membrane
Molecular function (GO): phosphatidylinositol bisphosphate binding
Source: RefSeq, a predicted model, not a curated record
UUUUUGUUAGUGAUCAAUUUACCGUGCUGAAGGUUGGGUGUGUGUUAAACAUUAACAAAUUCGUCUAAAAUUUACGAUAGAAAUAUCACAUAAAGAUGCCUGUGGAGCUAGAAUAUGAUUAUAAUGAGACGACGGCAGCUAUGGAUAAAUUUUCCCAAGCAGAUAUUAACGAGUUACGACAAUGGACGCUGAAAUUGGACAAAUCAAAAUAUGUGCCCAAAGAUUUAACAGAUAAACAGUUGGUGUUAUUUUACAAUGCUUGUUACGGGGAUAUGGACAAGACGAAAGCGUGCAUAGAAAAAUAUUAUUCGUGCAGGAAGAAUGCUCCAGAGCUCUUCGAUAACCGUGUUUUGAAGACCGAGGAAUUAAAAUUAUCUGCCGACGUUCUGGAGUUUUCCGUUCUCCCCGGCAAGUCUUGCCAGGGCUACGACAUCAUCUACCAUCGGCUUCAUGACACGGAGCCAUCGAAGUACAACUUGGAGUCUGGCUGCAAACUACUCUUCAUGACUGUGGAUUUAUGUCUCACGAAGCGUGGCCCACAGCCAGGCUACAUGUUCCUGUUUGAUAUGCGUGGAGUGAAGUUCGGCCAUCUUACAAGAGUUAGUUUAUCGACCCUUCGCAAAUUCUUCCAAUACGUCCAAGAAGCGAUGCCGGUUCGUAUGCGCGCGAUCCACGUGCUGAACACGGAACCAGUUUUAGACAAACUAAUGUUGCUCAUCAGGCCCUUCAUGGAUAAGAAAUUCUUUGAUAUGCUCAAAUUCCACAACAAAAACGAAGAUAUGGAGAAGUUCUAUGAAACCGUAGUGCCCCGAUCGGUUCUACCUCCUGACUACGGUGGCACCCUCCCAGACACACAGACUCUACACAAGAAAUGCAUUCAGCAGCUCCAGCUCCUAGAGCCAUACUUCAAGGCUGAAGAGGAACAAAGGAUUGCCGCGUUACCCGACAAGAAACGAGAAAAGGCAAUGGAAAGAGCCUUCAAGAAUCUAGACAUUGACUAGUCAGACUGGAUCUGGUGAAAUCCCUGGUAUUUUAAUGAAAAAGUGAAAGUAAGCGCUGUCUAUAUUCGAAUACAGUAGUUUGUUAGUUAUGGGUAGAUCGCUUAACACAAAGAUCGCUCUGAUCUUCAAAGAUCACGCCGGUCUUUAAAGAUCACUCCGAUUUCCAAAGAUGACAUUGAUCUUUAAAGAUCACUGUCGUCUUUUUACAUAUUACAUGUUGUAUUUUGGUUUCUUAUCUACUUCAGUUGUAAAGAUAUUUAAAAGUAUUAUCUUUUAAGUUUUUCUUUAAUACCACUUCAGGUUAGUCAUGAGGUGUUCUAACGCCUUCAUUUCGUAAAUUUAUGCAUUUUAUUACCUGUUACUUGAACAUAUUAGGUCAUCCUCAAAUAGAUAUGCUAGGUAGACUUAUUUAUUGCAAUUGUACAAGAACAUGAAAAGGCUACAAAUAUCGUCAAUUACAAAUUAUAUUGAUUAUAUUAAAGUAACAAUGUUUACUUAGAUAAAAAUACAGUGGGAUGGUACAAAGUACAUGUAGAUUCGUCUAGGAAAAUACAAAUUUUCGAAAGUAAUAGUAAAAUUUUCAAUUUGUCUUAGUCAUACAAACAGUCAUUAAAAGAAAAAGACACAAAAAUUUGUACAUUUUGCUUCAAAUAUAAAUCAAAAUGAACAUGGAAAUAUGUCACAAAUUUGCAAAUGAAUACACGAAAAUGAUUACAUUGAUAAUUAGUUUAGCAUUCAUUAGGUUGCAAAUGUCUUUAUCUACCAGCUAUCAAAUAAUCGCUAUUCUGAUAUAAUUUAAUCCUCUUAAUAAUCCAAGAAAGUUAUUUGUGAUACUGAUUGUAUUUCCACACUAAAUCGUUAUAAAUUAAGGAAGUUUGAUAUAAAUGAAACAGUUUAUUACAUAUGUAUUUAUUGCAAAUUAUAUUUUCUUUGAUUUGACGCUUACGGUUAAUUUUUUUUCUAGUUUAAACUAUAAAAAUGACUUUAUAACAAUCCUAUAUUGUUAUUAACAUACCAAUAAAGUUUCUAGACGUACAAAAUAAUUGCUUUGAAAAGGUAAAUUAUAAGUUACCUUUAGAUACUGUGUUACAAAACAUUUUUAAUUGUUGGUAUUUGAUACCUUGCUUGUGAACAUUUUCCAAACGCAAUGAACUUAAUUUAAGAAAAGAAGCAUUAUAAUACCAUUGUUGUUGCCUAAGUAUAUUUUAUUUUCAGCAUAAUAUAUUUGAAUCACUAGUUAAACAUUAUAAAUAAAGUUAUGUAAAAUAUAUGAUAGUACAUGUUAAAAUUAUAUAAAAAAAAAACUAUUUGUCCAGCAGCUGGAAUAUAUAUCUGUAAAUAUAAGUAGUGAGUAAUAAUAGCAUUAUAUUACACGUGCUGUAAUAACUAUAAUCGCUCAAUUAUACAUGCAAUAGUAAUGAUCACUCUGGGUCAUGAUCAUUGUGAUCCAAAUUAUCCAAGUGUUAAUCGACGAAUUAACAACUUUUAAACAUGUCUACCUUUGUAGCAUAAACAAUUACAAAUGAAUCAUUAUAAAAAAAAACAAAUUUGAAUUAUAAAUUGUCUAUGAGAUUAAAAAAGGUGCAGUUGUAAAGUACGUUAAAUGAGCUAAAAUGACAAAAGUUUUGGGACCUCUCUUGUAAAUUGCAAUUCUCUUAAAAGCACUUAAUUUUCAAGUUCUCUUGUUAAAUUAACCAGCUGAUUCUUCUUCUAGUUAUGUAAGAUUAGGGUCAGAGAAAUAAAUAGACGGAGUGUUUGUAAUCGAGUCUUGAAUGGAAUAUGAAAGAAACGGUAUAUAACAAUGUGCUAUAAGUAAUAUUUUAUUAAUUUAAAACAAUUUGCAAUUGUAAUUUCAAGUAAGAAACCCAUCAAAAAAAAAUAUUUAUUUGUAAAUAUAGUAUUUAACAAAGGUAUAAACUCUCAAAAAAAAUGCCCGAAGAAAAAAGGAAAAAUUUCACAGCAACAGCACUGCUCGUUCGCUUCGAAACUUACAAAGUAGUUAGCCUUGCUGAUUUGGCAACUUAUUUCAAUUUUUAACAUUUUGCCUGCGGUUUCCAAAUUCCAAAAGAGUUUAAGGUCAGCUUUGUCAAUAUAUUUCUCUGGUCCACGAUGUAAGGUGACGGUUUCGAUGGUACUUAGGGUUUUGUAUCUCUCUGCACAGUAGUUUAGUUUUAGUUAAAUAUUCCACUCGAUUCCUUUAAAGUUUGUGAUAUGCUUGUGUUGUUGAAAAAAUGUGUUAUGUUGAUUCUAAGAGUCGGAAAUUGUGAUUUAGAUUAGAAAUAUAUUUUUAUGCAA